Periconia digitata is the source of this 720-nucleotide messenger RNA. NCBI's taxonomy places the organism in Eukaryota, Fungi, Ascomycota, Dothideomycetes, Pleosporales, Periconiaceae. The record is from the annotation of a GenBank genome assembly.
UAAUACCAUGGCGGACGCUACUUGCGGAGUAUGCCAUACCGAACCAAAGAAAUACAAAUGUCCAACAUGCUCACUCCCAUACUGCUCAAUACCAUGCUUCAAAGUACACAAAGAGACACAUGCUGGUGAGACGCCUGCACCAGUAGCCUCCGUACCUUCAGAGAUCGACAUACCCAAUCCUCCGGCACCAAAACCGCCCCCGAAAUACCUCCAAAGUAAACUAGACUUCUCCAUCCUCGCCACGAACCCCAAAUACCAAGAACUACUCAAGACACACCCUACACUACUUUCGACAUUACAGCGUGUAUACGCGAAGACGAUAGAACCAGAUCCGGAUGACGUGAGAAGACAACAAUACCGCGAUCGAGUGCUCAAUGAUAGAGGGAGAGGGCGUGGGCGCGGAGGACGGGGCGGAAGAGGUGGGAGAGGUGGUGGCUGGAACAAGGGAAGGAAUGACCGUGAGCCUAGGUGGACGCAGAAGAUAGGGGAUAACAAUGCGAUGGGGAUCAUGAAGGGCAUUAGGGAUGGGAAGACGAGCGAUGAGGAGAUGGAGGGGCUGUCUGCUUUUGUUUCUCUUGUAGAGGAGAUGUACGAAAAGAAAGACGACAAACCCGGUGGUUGAUCGAAAUUGUAAUGGCGUAAUGGAGAUACCUCAGAAGCGGCACGAAUGCAGAGGGAAUGGAAGGAUUGAUAUCUCCAUUGUAGGACAUAGUUACAGUU